This is a messenger RNA of Mauremys mutica (yellowpond turtle), 2484 nucleotides long. RefSeq names its product frizzled class receptor 3 (gene FZD3). Bases 364 to 2364 code for a protein of 666 amino acids. Gene Ontology annotation, molecular function: Wnt-protein binding; Wnt receptor activity. Gene Ontology annotation, biological process: canonical Wnt signaling pathway; non-canonical Wnt signaling pathway. The record is from RefSeq and is a predicted model, not a curated record. Lineage: Eukaryota; Metazoa; Chordata; Testudines; Geoemydidae. The transcript has 7 exons. Gene Ontology annotation, cellular component: plasma membrane.
GGGGGAGAAGCGAGGGCGGAGAGGCAGGGCGGGGGCUGAGGCUGUUUAAUAAAAGAAGAACAUAGCUCAGCUGCUGUUUCAACAGGAUGGGUUCUAUCGUGUGGGAAUGUGGUUAAUCAGCUUGACACAUUAACCUAAUACAGCCUUCAUAAUGUGAAAAGAAAAGACAAGAUGUCCCAUCUGUCUCAAGUGUUCUGUCAGACUGAGUGAAUAAGACUCUGUCAGCACAAAUAGUAUUUCAGUUUUUGAAGAAUCUUAACAAGCAGCAAAUUAAAGCCAGACCUUCAGUACAUGUAUAUCUGAAAGUGUACAUUGAAUAAUCUGACAGGCCUCAGUGACUGGCUCCCAUUCACAUGUGGAAGGAUGGCUACUUGCUUGAUGUUCUGCUGUCUUUUGUUCUUGGAAGUUUUGGUGGGGCAUACAAGUGGACACAGUUUAUUUUCUUGUGAGCCCAUCAUCUUGAGGAUGUGCCAAGACCUGCCUUACAAUACCACCUUUAUGCCUAAUCUUCUGAAUCAUUAUGACCAGCAAACUGCAGCAUUAGCAAUGGAGCCAUUUCAUCCUAUGGUCAAUCUGGAAUGCUCCAGGGAUUUUCGACCAUUUCUAUGUGCCCUAUAUGCUCCAGUCUGUAUGGAGUAUGGACGUGUCACUCUCCCAUGUCGCAGGCUUUGUCAACGUGCAUACAGCGAAUGUUCCAAACUCAUGGAGAUGUUUGGCGUCUCUUGGCCAGAGGAUAUGGAAUGCAGCAGAUUCCCGGACUGUGAUGAGCCUUACCCUCGUCUCGUAGACCUCAAUUUAGCUGGAGAGCCCACAGAAGAGGCCCCAAUGGCAGUGCAGAGGGACUAUGGCUUUUGGUGUCCCCGGGAGUUGAAAAUAGACCCUGAUCUGGGUUAUUCUUUCCUGAGGGUACGAGACUGUUCCCCUCCUUGUCCAAAUAUGUACUUUAGGCGUGAAGAGCUCUCCUUUGCCCGAUAUUUCAUCGGAGUGAUUUCCAUCGUCUGCCUUUCUGCUACCUUGUUUACUUUUUUAACUUUUCUGAUUGAUGUCACAAGAUUCCGCUAUCCAGAAAGACCCAUUAUAUUUUAUGCUGUCUGUUACAUGAUGGUGUCAUUAAUUUUCUUCAUUGGCUUUUUGCUUGAGGACCGAGUAGCAUGCAAUGCAUCUAGCCCUGCACAGUACAAGGCUUCCACAGUGACACAGGGCUCUCAUAACAAAGCUUGCACCAUGCUUUUCAUGGUCCUGUAUUUCUUUACCAUGGCUGGCAGUGUUUGGUGGGUCAUUCUUACCAUCACAUGGUUCUUGGCAGCUGUGCCAAAGUGGGGCAGUGAAGCAAUUGAGAAGAAAGCAUUGCUCUUCCAUGCAAGUGCAUGGGGCAUUCCAGGAACUCUAACCAUCAUCCUUUUAGCAAUGAAUAAAAUUGAAGGUGACAAUAUUAGUGGCGUGUGUUUUGUUGGCCUCUAUGAUGUGGAUGCAUUACGAUAUUUUGUUCUUGCCCCCCUCUGCCUGUAUGUUGUGGUUGGAGUUUCUCUGCUGCUAGCUGGCAUUAUCUCCCUCAAUCGGGUUCGCAUUGAAAUCCCAUUAGAAAAAGAGAACCAGGACAAGCUGGUGAAGUUCAUGAUCCGGAUUGGCGUUUUCAGUGUUCUGUACCUCGUUCCACUCUUGGUUGUAAUUGGCUGCUAUUUCUAUGAGCAGGCUUUCCGAGGUGUGUGGGAGACAACAUGGAUACAAGAACGCUGCAGAGAAUAUCACAUCCCAUGCCCAUAUCAGAUCUCCCAGAUGAGCCGCCCAGACCUGAUUCUCUUUCUGAUGAAGUAUCUUAUGGCUCUAGUAGUUGGGAUCCCUUCUGUCUUUUGGGUUGGAAGUAAAAAGACCUGCUUUGAAUGGGCCAGCUUUUUUCAUGGACGCAGGAAAAAAGAAGCUGUAAAUGAGAGCCGCCAGGUGCUGCAGGAGCCUGAUUUUGCUCAGUCACUUCUGAGGGAUCCUAAUACCCCCAUUAUCCGAAAGUCAAGGGGCACUUCCACUCAGGGGACUUCCACUCAUGCCUCAUCUACUCAUCUGGCUAUGAUGGAUGACCAGAGGAGCAAAGCAGGCAGUGUUCACAGCAAAGUAAGCAGCUACCAUGGCAGCCUGCAUAGGUCCCGUGAUGGCAGGUACACCCCCUGCAGCUACAGAGGCAUAGAAGACAGACUACCUCAUGGCAGCAUGUCACGACUGACUGAUCACUCCAGGCAUAGCAGUUCACAUCGGCUCAAUGAACAGUCACGUCACAGCAGCAUCAGGGAUCUCAGCAACAACCCAAUGACCCACAUCACACAUGGUACCAGCAUGAACCGGGUUAUUGAAGAGGAUGGAACCAGUGCUUGAUUUGCUUUCAACAUAAAGGAGAACCUCCUGCGACAGUGUUACUUGGAGUCCAUUUCUCAGUGAUGCGAUAAUACUCAGUAUUAUUGUGCUUCCCAUUGGUGCUGAUUUUUUGUAUCAGGA